Messenger RNA from Oldenlandia corymbosa var. corymbosa, 8855 nucleotides. The record is from the annotation of a GenBank genome assembly. NCBI's taxonomy places the organism in Eukaryota, Viridiplantae, Streptophyta, Magnoliopsida, Gentianales, Rubiaceae.
CCCCCAACAUCACCGAAGAACGCCUUCCUUUGUUUCUCUGUUUUGUUUUUCUUUUUUUCUUUUUCCAAAUCAAUUUUCCUUUUCUUGUUGCGGUGAGCUUGAAUGUUAUCUUAAAUCCAAACCCAGCUCCAUUUGAAGAGUAAACAAAUUCGAGUUUUUCGGAAAGCGGGCUUUGGGGGGGUUUUAGUUUUUUCUUUUCUUUUUGAAUUAUUAUUUUGAAUUGGAUGGAGAAUAAACUUCAUCAUUCCAAACCCUAGAAACAGAGGAAAUGGAGUUUUUGGGGAGACGCGUGAAGAAAGAGUUUGAAGGGAAAGAUACCACCUCUUUGGGAACGGUGAGAUCCUAUGAUUCGUGCCGCGGUUUUUUUAAGAUCGAGUACGAGGACGGCUAUUCCGAGGAGUUGGAACUGUCGGAGAUGAUUACUCUUCUGCUUAAGGAGGAUGAUGGGCAGCAAGUGGGGAAUUCUGUUUCCGGUAAGGGCAAUUAUUGUUCUGAUAGUGCUAGUUGUGGAGAGUUAGAUUUGAAUUCUAGUGCUGGGGCUUUGGAUUUGAAUGUGUAUAUUAAUUCGAAUGAACGGUUGGAUUUAAAUUGUGUGGGGAAGGAUGUUCUAGAUUUGAAUUGCAUGAUGGUGGUCGAUCAUGAACAUUUUAAUUCUAAUGUGGAGAAUAAAGUGGCACAUGCUAGAGAGGAUAUCAUUGACUUGAAUAUGGAUGUGAAUAAUGAGGGUGAUUACGAGAAUGUAAAAGUGGAGGUAGAUUUAAAUGAGAGGAAAGGCCAUUGUUUUGACCUUAAUUUAGGAUUGGAUGAAGAAAUCAAGGGCUUUUCAGAGUGUGUGGUGUUGGAUAAUCAUACUAAGCAGAGUUGUUCUGAAUCAGUGGGCCGGGAUCCACUCAAGAAUGACGAAGCUAAUUGUGUAAGUGGGCAAGUUGAAAUGGUUGAUGUGAAAAAUACAGGGGACCAGCAAAGCAUUUUGCCAAUGGAAAACAAUUUGAUUGACGGUACUGCUAGCGUGACUGAAACGACGACUCCUUUAAGCAAUGGAGGCUUUUCUACUGCAUCUGGGUUAGAAGAUGAAGCUUUGGGUUGUGCUCUCCGAAAGAGACGUGGUAGGAAGAGAAAAGUAUCUUUGGAUACUGAUACAACCUCUGAAGCUGUAACUGAGUUUAAUCAUAGUAAUCUUGUUGAAAUUGAGUUGAAGGCUCCUUCAUGUAAUGAUGGCAUUGUUGCUCAUUUUGACUCUAAUGCUGAUAUUGUUUCUGGAAGUGCCCUCAAAGGGAAGCGUGGUAGGAAGAGAAAAAUGCUUUUGGAUACUGAUACUAACUCCACAGCCAAAUCUGACUUGACUGGAAUGAAAUUUGUUGAAAUUGAGCGGAAAACUCCUGAAUGUAAUGAUGGUAUUUCUACUGGAUUUGAGUCAAAUACUGACACUGUUUCAGGUAGUGUCCCUAAAGUAAGACGUGGUAGAAAGAGGAAAGUUCCCUUUGAUACUGAUACUAAUUUUAGUGUUGAGACUGCUCUGAGGAGAAGUACUCGUACAGCAAGAAAAUCUGCUCUUUUGAAUCAAGAUAGUACUUCCCACCCAUUAGUACUAUCUGAUACUGUUAAUGAUUUAUCAUUAUCUCCAACUGCUAGUGCAGUUACCGAGGAGAAAAUAUCAGAAAGAGCGCGUCAUGAAAUUUCACCAGAGCAGAAUGUGCUUCCUCCAAAGUUAGAUCUGCCACCUUCUUCAGGGAACUUGAAUCUCGGGGACAUGCCUGUUCUUGAUAUCUUUUCUGUAUAUUCAUUUUUGAGGUCUUUCAGUAGUUUGUUGUUUUUAAGCCCAUUUGAGUUGGAGGAUUUUGUUUCAUGCUUGAACUGCGAUGCCCCGAGUUUUUUGUUUGACUCUAUACACGUUUCUCUCUUAAAUGUCUUAAGGAAUCAUUUAGAGUCUCUUCCUGAUGAUAGCUCUGAAUCUGCAUCUCAUUGUCUCAGGUGUCAUGAUUGGGAUCUGCUGGACAUGAUCACAUGGCCUGUUUUUAUGGUUGACUAUCUCUUAACUUAUAGUUCUGGGUUGAAACCUGGUUUUGAUAUUUCUGGCUUGAAGUUAUUUGAGAGUGAUUACUAUAAACAAUCUCCAUCAGUUAAGAUUGAGAUACUUCGAAGCCUUUGUGAUGAUGUGAUUGAAGUUGACUACGUGAAGUCAGAGAUCAAUAGAAGAAGUUUAGUAAGUGAACCUUUUAUCGAUUUUGAUCGGGAUAUAAAAUCUGAAAAUAGCAAGAGAAGAAAGACAGAGAUGGACAUUGCUGCAAGCUGUGUGACAGGGGAAGAUAAUGAAGAGACUGUUGAUUGGAACAGUGAUGAAUGCUGUCUUUGUAAGAUGGAUGGAAACCUAAUAUGCUGUGACGGUUGCCCUGCAGCAUUUCAUUCGCGAUGUGUGGGGGUAAUCAGUAGUCAUUUGCCAGAGGGUGAUUGGUAUUGCCCUGAAUGUACGAUCUGCAAGGAUAGGCCCUGGAUGAAAAUGGACAGGGCUAUGAGAGGGGCGGACUUGUUGGGAACUGAUCCAUAUGGUCAGUUAUAUUACAGCUGUUGUGGAUAUCUAUUGGUUCUGGAAGAUCCUCACAGUGAAGCAUCAUUUAAAUAUUACAUCAGAGAGGAUUUGCAUACUGUUCUCGAAGUGUUAAAUUCAUCAGUAUCAGUCUACUAUACAAUUAUGAGUGCCAUCUUUAAGCAAUGGGAUUUAUCAUUUGAGCUUAAUGGCGCAAAUAAUGCCAUAUCAAGAGAGGGUGUGCCUGUGCAGCUUUUGGCCCAUUCAGAUGCUCAUCCAAAAGCCACUGACAUUGUGACAAAAGAUGUUGGAGGUGAGGUUUCAGAGUUGGGUUUUGUGAAUUCCGUCACUGUUGACCAUGUAAUUAACCUGGGACAUCAAAAUUUAAGUUCUGAAGGCUCUGCUGAUGGUUCACAAGCAAUAACUCAUAAUAAUGGAACUGCUCAGUCCAAUUGGUCCAGCGUACACACUCUCGCUGCAGACAGAAGGGUUACUCGAAGAAAGUUUUCUGCCAUGUCUAUUCCUUUAGCUGCAAACGGCAAUGAUGUUGCAAAACGCGGUCAUGACUUGUCCUUGACAAAUGCAGGUAUCAGGUCACCUGCAUGCAGUUCUGGUUAUGUGAACUUUUACAGUUUUGCAAAAACAGCAUCUGAGAUUGCUGAUCUAUUGAUCAAGAAAUCAUCAAACAAGGAGUCGGAGGAUGCUUUGAAAUCUGUUGAUGACAUUUUAUCAGAACAGAUGAAAGCCAUAUCGGAUAAAUUUGCGGAGUUCUGUUGGCCAAAAAUUUCAAAUACUCAUGAUGAUGCCAGGAAAGAAAAUUGUGGUUGGUGCUUCUCGUGCAAAGUUCCUGAAAUUGAAAGAGAAUGCUUGAUUUCCUCAUACACUAAUGGUCCUUCUCUUGAAAAUUCAACGAGUGAGUGUGUAAGUACUCGUUUGAAGAAGAACAAGAAAUGUCAUCUUAUUGAUGUCUUGUGCCAUUUGCUCUGCAUUGAAGAACGUUUGCAAGGACUUCUCUUGGGUCCCUGGUUGAAUCCUCAUUACUCUAACUAUUGGCGUAAAACAUUGCUCAAAGUAACUGCAAUAGCGCAUGUGAAAAGUCUUUUGCUCAAGCUAGAGUCAAGUUUGCGUCCUCUGGCGCUUUCAGCAGAUUGGACAAAGCAUGUGGAUUCUGAUGUAUCUGUAGGCUCUGCUGUUCAUAUUGUUACCACCUCUUUGCGCGGAUCUUCAAGGAAUAGUAUUGUCAGGAAACGAGCGAAAUUUCCUGACCUUGAGCCUAUUUCAGCACCUAAUGCUGCCAGUGGUUUGGGUUUACUUUGGUGGAGAGGUGGCCGCCUUUCUCGUCGGCUUUUUAAUUGGAAGGUGUUGCCUCGUGCGUUGGCUUCUAAAGCUGCCCGACAAGGUGGAUGUAAGAAAAUACCCGGCAUACUAUAUCCUGAUGGCUCCGAAUUUGCCAAGAGAAGCAAAUUUGUUGCGUGGAAAGCUGGCGUUGAGUUGACCAAAAGUGUGGAGCAACUAGCCCUUCAAGUUAGGGACUUUGAUGCAAAUAUUAGGUGGGAUGAUAUUGAAAAUAAAAAUGUCAUGUUAAAGCUGGUGAGAGAAUCCAAAAAACCACUUAAGUCAUUUAAAAAAGCAAUAGUUCGAAGGAAGUGCAUUGAAGGAACUACUGUUAAGUAUCUUCUGGACUUUGGUAAAAGAAGGUUUAUUCCAGAUGUGGUUCUGAAAUAUGGAUCAAAGGUUGAAGAGUCUGAUGAAAGGAAAAAAUUUUGGCUUGAAGAGUUUCAUGUUCCCUUACAUCUCUUGAAAGGUUUUGAACAAAAAAGAUUAGCUCGCAUGUCAAAUAAGGUAAAGUUCGGGAAACUUCCGGAACAUAAAAGUGUGGUGAAUCCGCCUCCAAAGAGAAAGGGUUUCUCGUAUCUAUUCUCCAAAGCAGAAAGAUUGGACUACUAUCAAUGUGGACAUUGUAGCAAAGAUGUCCUAAUCAGGGAAGCGGUUAGCUGCCAGUACUGCAAAGGUUCCUUUCAUAAAAGACAUGUGAGGAAGUCUACUGGAGCCAUUAAUGCUGUGACCACAUAUACCUGUCAUAAGUGCCAUGUAAAGAAGAAUGUUGGUGCUCAUUCGAGAAUGGGGAUUUUAGAAUCAAGAAAAACUAAGAAGGCCUCAAAAGAUUCAAAACAGCUCAGGCCACUGCAGUCAAAACGGAAGAAAAAAGGUGGUCUAAAUAAACCGAUGCAAGGAAAUAAACAAUUAAAGAAAAUUCCAAAAAACAAAAAAGUAAAAACAGUUGUACCUUUACGGCGGUCCCCCAGAAAAACUAGGUCUGCGUUGCUUCAAAAUAAGAAAAUCAGAGCACAUAAAAGGGGCAAACGUAGAAAAUCAGCAAAUGGGGUGUCAAAAAAACAAUUGAAAUCUCCUUGGCAAAAGAAGAGAUCGAAAUGUUGUCCGCCCUUUUGGUUUAAUGGCCUGCAUUUAUCUAGAAAACCAAAUGACGAAAGGCUACUUCAUUUCAAGAGUAAAAAUCUGCUCGUCCUCCCUGGCGAUCCAACUGUGGAUGUACAAAAGCCAAAAUGCAAUCUUUGCUGUGAGCUGGAAUAUUCGCCUGGACUGAUUUAUAUUUCUUGUGAACUUUGUGGAGAUUGGUUUCACGGAGAUGCUUUGGAUCUUAGCACGGAAAAAGUGGAGGCCCUUAUUGGGUUCAAGUGUCAUGUUUGCCUUGGGAGGAGCCCUCCUUGCUGCCCCAAUUUGAAUGCAAUGACAACUGAGGCAACAUCAUUGGAUGCCUUGGUUGAUUCAGAAGUGAAGGGCAUAAUCUUGAAGGACAUUGAUGGGAGACAACUAUCUGAUACCACUCUUGGCUCCAGUGAGACUUCUAAAAUUGAUGAAAUGGAGCAAUUAGCUUGUGAUCCAGAACAUAAAGCAGAAAGAGUGCCAGUGGUUUGCAGUCCAUAUAGUGAGGACGAUCAGAAAACUUGUGGAUUGAUGACAUCAAAUGGGGUAACUUAGUGCAAAAGGAAGCAAUCAAGUUUGCUGAUAUUUGUGGUGAAUCACCUUUCCCAUUGAGGUUUACAUUUUGCUAUCCAAGUCCAGUGAGGAUCUUUCACAAAAAGGCCUAUCUCCUUUGUUGCAUAGCCAUGUGAAGAAAUGUUUAGGAAUGAAGCUCCUUUAGUGCAUAGCCAUGUGAAGAAAUGUUAGUGAAUGAAGAUUCCUUUUUUCCUUUCCAUGAUUGAAAAUCUUUUGACUCAACUGAUUAGUGCCACCAGGAUGUAAUCUUAGUUUCUGGAUUUAUAAUCGGAGAAGACAGCACAUAGAUUCAGUCAUUAACCUAUACUUGAUUUAUGGGGUCUUAGGGAAAACCAAUAGAUUUUGACCUUUGUGAAUCCAUUGAUGUCAUCAGCUUUAUUUGCAUGUAGAUGAUUGAAUUAAAGCCAGAGGAGUGAACUGUUAUUUGAUGUUUCCUCCUUUUCAUGUGUCUACUUGAAGAUACUUGGUUAUCUUGCUGGAACAACAAAUGUUUCUGCAAGUCACGUGAUCUUACUUUUCUCUGUACUAGCUUGGCAGCUUACUGUUUAUUCUUUACUUUUGGACGCAUGCCUGGGUAUAUUCUAGUGUAUUGCAGCAAUUAUCUUUGGACGGCACACUUUGAAGGCUUCACUUGGGGUUGCUUGCGCAUAUACUUGCUCGUUGAAGGAUGGUUAGUCUCUAGUCAAAUCUCAAAAAAAAAAUUAAACUAUAAUUUGUUAUUGAAUAUGGGAUUUCCUAUGAUAGUUUUUAUUUAUCAGCAAUUUUAAGAUAAAGAUUAAUAAGGCAUUUUCAGGUUGAUGUUACUGUAUGAAUAUUAUAUGUUUACUUUAAUCCUUUUCCUCUGGUUAGCUGUUAAAAUGUGUUGACUGAGAGUUUCCAGAAGAUUCCAAUUUAUACAGUCAAUGAUUUUUUUAGAUUUCUUCUCAUGCUUAUUUGUGAAAGGAAAUUGACACUUGAGGUGUGCUUGCUGGCGUUUUUCCCAUAUCUGUUUAUGAAAUAAUGCUGGGUACUUGAUGUUUUUCUAUUAUAAUGUAUUGAUAUUUCUAGUUUCUACGAUGGUUGCCAACCAACUCCGCACUUCAUGUUUUUGAUAGGUUCCCGCCUAAAAGAAAUUAUGUAUCAUGUUAUCGACUUUGGUUUUGAGGUUUUUUUGACAAGUUUCUCAAUCAUGUUUAAAAAUUGACAUCUAGCAAUAGUUGAUUUUGCUCAAACCAUGUCCAUUUUAUGUUAAUCCAGUCUAAUAUCCCGUUUUGUGCUGAUGUUUUGAUUUUGUUCUUCUAGACUAUUUUGCAUGCUACGUCAUAUUGGCUCCAUUGUGUGAGCAGCUAGGAAGAUGAUAACUAUUUAUGUUUAAACUAGCGGACUUUUUAGGCCACAGUAAUAUAGCUGCAGAAGUAUGCGCGUUGACUUUGAUUCAUCAGCAUAGCUAGUUGCGCUGAGAUCCAGAUAUAACAAGAAGAGUUUUUUAUGAGGUCAUAAGAUUCUCAACAGGCAGUUGUAGCUGCAGCUCCAUUAUUGUAACUCUUGGUUCUUCUAAUUUUUUUUUUUUUUUUUACUUGGAUUAUCUAAUUUCUAUUAUGGCCUAAGAAAGUGAGAAUAUAUUACUAGUAAGUGAAAAUUUCAGAGAAGUGUGCUUUAGGUGGUUGGGCAUGUAUCAUAAGAAACUUCUAGAUGUCAUAGUACUUGUGUAGAAAUAAAGGAGAAAGGUAAAAACCAAAAAGAAUUGAAAAGACUCUAUUAAGGACAAAGAUACGAGGAUAUUCAUUUUAACUGGACAUUGUUGGAGAUGGUCCCCUUUGAGGGCAAUAGUGAGAAAAAGUAUUUAAUUGUUGCUGUAUGCAUUGAGAUAUGUACAAUCCUGCUUCAGGCUCCAGCUUCAUACUCAACUGUGGAAGAUUGGUCAACAAGCAUUAGUUCAGCGUAACGGAUUUAAGAAUUACCUUUUACAAAAGAAUGAGUACCAAUUUCGUGUGUGAUGUUACUACGAUAACGGAUUUUGUCUCAUUUCAAAUUGAGUGCUCUGCUAGCAAGCAAUAAUUCACUGAGAUUAGAGCAUGUAGAUGCACGUGCAUUUUCUGGCCUUCACUCGGCAGACAUUGGCAUUCCCUAUUUAUUUGGAACUCUGAUCCUUAUCAUUGUUUAAAUGGUAUUUGUGUUUCUAUACUCUGUCAAAUAUGAGCAUUUCAGAUUUUCCUAUUUCUGAAUUUAGCGGACAUGACAUGAUGUCAUCAAGAUAUCAGUACCUGCUGUUGACGUCAUCAAGAUAUCAGUACCUGCUGUUGACUUCAUCUUCCUGCUGGAAGAAUGAGCUGAAGCUUGGAUUCUUCUUGUAUCAGGCGUGCUAUUUAAAUCCUAUUAAUAUUUUGCUAAAUGUUUGUUUAAAUUCGGCUCUCAGUAGUGUUUUUAUUACUCUCAUUGAUUCUGAUUCUACCUGUAAGUUCUUUUCUGUUUUUCUUUUUUAAAAAUAAUGAGCAAGGAAUAUCCGUCUUUCUGCUAAUUUUUUUUUUAUUAUUUUAUUUUGGGGUUCUUCAGCAGUACUGUCCUUUUCAGCUUAAAUUAAAUGAAGCUGGAGAGUUGGAGUAUGGGUAUGGAUUUGGAGCUAGGCCUGAAUAAACUAUUCUGCACUGUUGUGGUUGAGAAAAUGCAUGAAGUAUUCCUACUCAUCUCUGGCAGGGAAACAAAUUCAGGUAAUGGUGAAGAUCGUAAGAUUCUGCAAUAAAUUUGACUUCCUCAUUCCAUUAUUAAGAGUACUAGGUUUCAUUUAUCAAGAAUUCAGGUUUCCUACUUUAUUGAGUAAAUCAGGUAUGUUGUCCCGGUUGUUCUCUUCGCCUAAACAUCUGGCCAUUGCAAGCUCAGUGUACACUUGGUUAGUUAACUGUUUGUUUAGCAUUGCGUGCAACUUUACACUUGGUUACUUAACUGUUUGUUUACCAUUGCGUGCAACUUUGGGAAAUUUUGGUAAGUGUUAUUUAUCUAUUGAGUGUUUACAUCUUUUCUACAUUCUGUGGCAUCUUUUGAGAGUUGAGUUGGACUUCUAAUUUUUCCUAAAUGCUACGUGAUGAAGCGAAGGAUUUGCAUCAAGUAUUGCCUAUUAACUGAAGUAAAUGAGUUCCUUUUUCCCUGUGGGAUUUGCGUGAAGUUAUCCUAUCUUGACAUAUUCUGUAAGUCGUACCCCUAAAGCUAACCCAUUGGACUCGAAAGCUAGGGUUCUAACAUCGGGUGGAAGCAGCGUACAUCCUUUUCCUAUCCUAUCGUUGCACAUGGACAGAGAAUAACUGAUCGAAAUAUUCCAUCUCAGGAAUUGUUGGAGCUG